Messenger RNA from Triticum dicoccoides, 1381 nucleotides. RefSeq lists its product as uncharacterized. The transcript has 2 exons. Gene Ontology annotation, molecular function: zinc ion binding; ubiquitin-protein transferase activity. Gene Ontology annotation, biological process: protein ubiquitination. NCBI's taxonomy places the organism in Eukaryota, Viridiplantae, Streptophyta, Magnoliopsida, Poales, Poaceae. The record is from RefSeq and is a predicted model, not a curated record. The coding region runs from base 8 to 1180 and encodes 390 amino acids.
ACGACGGAUGGGAAGCAGAGCAGCGCCGCCGCUGGCUGGACACGACCCGUCGCCGGCCAUGGCGUCCUCCGCCUCCGCCACCGCCACCGCCACCGUGAAGUCCGACGCUCCCUUCUGCCCCAUCGACAUCUCGUCCGAUGAGGACGACGACGUGAUAGUCCUUGGCUCCUCCAACAGCCGCGAGGAGAUGCAGAUCCAGCAGGCCAUCCUCCUCUCACUCGACCCCUCUCGCGACCAGGCCGCCGUCCCCUCCUCCUCCGGAACCGCCGUCGCCGGGACCUCCGAAGGGUCCAUUCCAGUCCGCAAGGGGAGGCGCAAACUAGGAUCGGAGCUGCCCCUGUUUCCUGUCGAUUCCAGCAGAUCUCCGUCGAAACCAGAGACGCGUCAAGUCAUCGACUUGGACGACGACAGCCCCCCUCAAGUGAUCGAUCUAGACGAUGAUGAUGGUUGCAGCUUGAUCUUCCUCAAAGACAUCGCCAGCGGCAAGAGGAAGCUGUUCGAGAAAGGCGAAUGCUCCAACAGCGCCAAGGGCUUCGACUGCACGAUCUGCAUGGAGACGGUUCCCGGCGUCGAGCGCUUCCGCAUCUCCGGGUGCCGGCACGCGUUCUGCGCCAGCUGCGUGAGGCAGUACAUCGCCGCGAGGGUCGAGGAGAACCUGCUGGCCAUCGGCUGCCCCGAGCCGGGCUGCAAGGACGGCGUGCUGCACCCGGAGGAGUGCCGGCGCGUGAUCCCGACGCCGCUGUUCCACAGGUGGGGCGCCGCGCUCUGCGACAUGGCGCUAGGCGAGCUCAAGUUCUACUGCCCCUUCAAGGACUGUUCGGCGCUGCUGGUGGACGACGACCCCGGUGACGGCGACGCGGCGGCGGCGGCGGCCAAGGUGGAGUGCCCCCAUUGCAAGCGGAUGUUCUGCGCGAAGUGCAAGGUGCCGUGGCACGAGGGGGUGGAGUGCGCCGAGUUCCAGCGGCUCGGGGACGACGAGCGCGGGCGGGAGGACCUGCUGCUGAGGAAGGUCGCGCAGCAGAGCAAGUGGCAGAGGUGCCCCAAGUGCAAGAUCUACGUCGAGAGGGUGGACGGCUGCACCUUCAUCGCCUGCAGGUGCGGGCACUGCUUCUGCUACCUGUGCGGCGCUACGAUGGCGAGGACCAACCAUUAUUGCGCAAAGUGCAAGCGUACGUGGUGAUCGGUGAAGCAUCUUAUAAAAUGCACAAAGCUACUUCAGGGAAGGAAGUAAUUGUGCAGAUAUUGACUAUAUCUGUACAAUGGUUUGGCGGUAUUAUCAAUAUUGACUUUAGUUGGCAAUCAUUUAGCUUGUGCAACUCUAAUGCCACCUUGGCCAUCACUAUGAGAAUUUGACUUUACUGGAGCUGGUUUCCUUGGGUCU